ACAAAAACGUGGGAAUAUUAAUAGCAAUUAUAUUUUUAAUAUAAGUUAUUUUUUGGUGUAGUGUUAAUUAUAUAGUUGAAAAAAUGGAUGGUAUAGACGAUUUAUUUGGUGCAUUUGAUGAACAAGAAGAAGAACAACCAUCAGUGCUUAAGAGAGUUAGAGAGCAGAUACGAAGUGCAAAGCAUCAAUCGCAAGAACCGGUGGAUAACGAUGUGCCUUCAGCAAAAAUACCGCGUUCUGCAGUAGAAAUGAGGAAAUCCUUGGACAAAUCUGAUGCAUCAAACGAAGCCGGUCCUAAAGUUCAACACACUAAUGAUAAAAGACACAAAUCAAAAAAAAACCAUUCCACUUAUUCUCCAAAAAGGUCCACCAAAGAGAAACAAGAAUCCAGGGAGGUUAAGACAACUAAACAACAAGUGGAUAAGCAAAGACCUUCCGAAAAGUCCAUUGAUGGACUGAGCCCACAAAAUGAUAAAAUUAAAAAGAAACGUGACAGAACACGUGAAAAGAGAGCAGGUAGCACAAAGCUUACGGAUAUAUCAAGAAACAGAAAUUAUAAUUAUAAAAAUGAAAAUGAAAGUGUCACUUCCAAUGUGAAAGAACAUAAGGAUAAAAAAGCGGUGAGAGAAGCGGAUAAUACUGUUAAAGCAGCUAGAGGAUUUAUCGAAACUGCUACAAAAAGUUCUCUAGAGUGCAAGUCUAGCGAUAAAAUAAAAAACGAUAAAAAUAUUGGAAAUAACGACUUGAGCGAAAGUAAACAGGAUUUUGAAGAAACAGAAAUUAUGCUUGCGGGUUUACCGAAAGAUAUUUUUCUAAACAAUAUAAAUAUAAGAGUAUUAAAAGCACCAGACUCCUGUACACAUGAAGUUGCAGUUCUGACAGAUCAACCUUAUAUUGAAUUGGAGGAAAGCACAACAACGCCAGCUAAAGAAUAUAGUUUCGUUUUGGACGCCUUUCAACAGCGCGCAAUACUGUGUAUUGAAAAUGGACAAAGUGUUUUGGUUUCGGCGCACACCUCAGCUGGCAAAACAGUGGUCGCUGAAUAUGCAAUUGCCAAGUCAUUGCUAAUGAAACAACGUGUCAUAUACACGACACCUAUUAAAGCACUUUCUAAUCAGAAAUUCCGUGAAUUUACUUUGGAAUUUGGUGACGUAGGUAUAAUAACAGGUGAUGUUACUAUCAAUCCGAGUGCAUCAUGCCUAAUUAUGACAACGGAAAUUCUACGAAAUAUGCUUUAUCGAGGAAGUGAAGUUAUGCGAGAAGUCGGUUGGGUCAUAUUUGAUGAGAUUCAUUAUAUGAGAGAUAAAGAGCGUGGUGUGGUUUGGGAAGAAUCUUUGAUUUUAUUACCGGAUAAUGUACAUUUUGUAUUUUUAUCUGCUACAAUACCUAAUGCCCGUCAAUUUGCCGAAUGGGUUACGCAUUUACAUAAACAACCAUGCCAUGUUGUUUAUACAGACUACCGUCCAACACCUCUGCAACACUACAUAUUCCCGGCUGGUGGUGAUGGGAUAUAUCAAAUUGUGGAUGAAAAGGGUGUAUUUCGAGAGGAGAAUUUCAAUACUGCUAUGGCGGUGAUGCAAAAAGGUAAAGGACCAAAAUCUAAUAAACUGGGUAGAAAAGGUGGCAUGAGAGGAGUUAAUGGUGAACAAUCAAAUAUUUUCAAAAUAUUAAAAAUGGUCAUGGAAAACAAAUUUGCGCCUGUAAUCAUAUUCUCCUUUAGUAAGCGUGAGUGCGAAGCUUAUGCAAUGCAAUUAGCCAAACUCGAUUUUAAUAUUGCGGCGGAAAAAAAACUUAUCAUGGAAGUGUUUAAUAAUGCAACUAGCGUUUUGAACGAAAGUGACCGAAAUUUGCCACAAAUAAAUAAUAUCUUACCAUUAUUAUUACGAGGAAUCGGCAUACACCAUGGAGGUCUUCUACCACUUCUGAAAGAAAUUGUUGAGAUUCUAUUUGGUGAGGGUCUACUCAAAGCCCUGUUCGCUACUGAGACUUUUGCUAUGGGGUUAAAUAUGCCAGCGCGUACUGUAGUGUUUUCCGCACCUCGGAAAUUUGAUGGACAAAAUUUCAGGUGGAUCUCAUCUGGUGAAUAUAUACAGAUGGCAGGUCGCGCUGGUCGCCGUGGUAUUGAUGAUAAAGGAAUUGUUAUAUUAAUGAUUGAUGAAGAAGUUUCGCCAGCUACUGGACGAAGUAUAGUAAAAGGUGAAGCUGAUGCUAUAAUAUCAGAGUUUCACUUGUCUUACAAUAUGGUUUUGAAUUUAUUACGUGUAGAGGAAGUCAAUCCUGAGUACAUGUUAGAAAGAUCAUUUCGUCAAUUUCAGAAUCAAACAAAUAUACCAAAUUUAUUUAACAAAUAUAAAGAUAAACAGAAAGAACUUGCUAAAAUGAAAAUACCGAAUGAAGGCAAUGUUAUAACGUAUCAUAAUAUUCGGACAAAACUGGAGAACUUAAAAACGAAAUAUAUAAGUUGGUUAACAAAACCUCAAUAUUUAAAGCCCUUCAUGCAUCGUGGUCGUUUGUUACAAAUCAAAAACGCGAAAUAUGAGUAUGAUUGGGGAGUAGUAGUUAAUUUAAUAGAAGAGAAAAAGCGGAAUCCAACCGAUACAUCUGAUGAAAAGCUUCACUUUCAAAUACUUUUACAUGUGACAGAAGGUACCGAAAAGGAUGAAUUCCCAAAACCAUUUCAACAAGGUGAAAAGGGUAAUAUGGAAGUAGUAAAUGUUUCUAGUGAUGAUAUUCUGUCUAUAUCGUCAUUACGUGUAUAUGUACCGGAUGAAUUACGCCAAUCAGAUCACCGUUUGUCGGUAGUUAUGACAAUGCGUGAAAUUAAGAAACGUUUCCCAAAGGGAAUACCUAAACUUAAUCCAAAAAAAGAUUUGAAAAUAAAAUCGAGCGAGUUCGAUGAGAUCGUCGAAUUGAUAGAAGUAUAUGAAGAUCGGCUCUAUAAACAUUCUUUACAUACAACUGAAACGGAUGCUGAUGUUUAUCCAUUAUAUUUAAAGAAACAACAUAUACAGGAUGAAUUACAAGCAUUAAGGGACAAAAUUAAGGAUGCACGUAGUCUAUUACAAAUGGACGAACUUAAUUAUCGAAAACGUGUUCUUCGUCGGUUAGAAUAUGCGACAUCAUCCGAUGUCAUUGAAUUCAAAGGACGCGUUGCUUGUGAGCUAAGCGCUGCAGAUGAGCUUUUACUAACAGAAUUGAUGUUUAAUGGCGUUUUCAAUGAUUUAACAAGUUUUCAAAUCGCAGCGAUGCUAUCGUGUUUUGUUUGCGAUGAAAAAUCAUCAGAAACACCUAAGCUGACUAUGGAAUUAGCAGAACCUUUACGCAUUAUGCAAGAUUUAGCACGUCGAAUUGCGAAAAUAUCAAGGGAAUGUAAAUUACCACUUGACGAAGAUGAAUAUUUGGAGAAAUUUAAGCCAACGCUAAUGGAUGUUAUAUAUAAUUGGUGUAAAGGCGCCGCAUUUGCGUCAAUAUGUAAACAGACAGACGUUUUUGAAGGUUCCAUUAUACGUUGCAUGCGCCGCUUAGAGGAGCUGUUAAGGCAAAUGAAUCAAGCUGCUAAAACUAUUGGCAAUACAGAAUUAGAAAACAAAUUUUCAGAUGGUGUCAAACUUUUGAAACGAGACAUAGUCUUUGCAGCAUCUCUAUACUUAUGAACAACUUUCUUUUUUUUUUUUUAAAUUUAUGUAUAUAGUUUUUUUCAUUAAUUAUU
Molecule: messenger RNA, 3709 nt
Organism: Teleopsis dalmanni
Lineage: Eukaryota; Metazoa; Arthropoda; Insecta; Diptera; Diopsidae
Gene: Mtr4
Product: exosome RNA helicase MTR4
Exons: 10
Coding region: 84-3653 (1189 amino acids)
Biological process (GO): RNA catabolic process; maturation of 5.8S rRNA
Cellular component (GO): nucleus
Molecular function (GO): ATP binding; RNA helicase activity; RNA binding
Source: RefSeq, a predicted model, not a curated record